AUGGUGGAGGGAACGGACGCCCCUUUGAGGAACAUUUCGACAGGAAACCGGGACAGCAAGUACCUCUCUUUCCCCUGGGUGGUGACUUUACUCUCCACUGUUCUCAUCACUACGAUUAUAGUAGAUGUUCUGGGCAACCUGCCAGUCAUUGUUUCAGUCGCACCACCGACUGGCCUCAAUAAGAGACUUCACCAUGCCGGUAAUGCCUUUGUGGUGAGUUUGGCUAUAGCAGAUCUAGUAGUGGCCAUCUACCCCUACCCGCUCGUCCUAACCGCCAUCUUCCAUGACCGCUGGAUCGCCGGUGAUAUUCACUGUCAAAUCAGCGGCUUCCUCAUGGGGCUCAGUGUGAUCGGCUCUAUUUUCAACAUCACAGGUAUCGCCAUCAACCGCUACUGUUACAUCUGCCACAGCCUUAAGUACGACAAGCUCUUCUCCAACAAGAACACAGUAUGCUAUGUGGUCCUGGUCUGGGUGCUGACUGUCCUGGCAAUCGUCCCAAAUUGGUUUGUGGAGUCUCUGCAGUACGACCCGCGCGUCUACUCGUGCACCUUCGCCCAAUCGGUGAGCUCGCUCUACACCAUCACGGUGGUGGUGGUGCACUUCAUUCUGCCCAUUGGCAUUGUCACAUACUGCUACCUACGCAUCUGGAUCCUCGUCAUACAGGUGCGCAAACGGGUCAAGCCGGACAGUCGGCCCAAGAUCAAGCCCCAUGACUUCAGGAACUUUCUCACCAUGUUCGUGGUGUUUGUGUUGUUCGCC
Sinocyclocheilus grahami is the source of this 759-nucleotide messenger RNA. RefSeq names its product melatonin receptor type 1A-like. The annotation marks the transcript as partial. Gene Ontology annotation, biological process: G protein-coupled receptor signaling pathway. The transcript has 4 exons. Gene Ontology annotation, molecular function: melatonin receptor activity. Gene Ontology annotation, cellular component: plasma membrane. The record is from RefSeq and is a predicted model, not a curated record. NCBI's taxonomy places the organism in Eukaryota, Metazoa, Chordata, Actinopteri, Cypriniformes, Cyprinidae.